AUGGAGAGAGCUAAGCCAGAGCCACCUUCUCAGCAGCGCCAACUGCCGCGGGCGACACCGCCGCGGCCAUUGCGUCCUGCUCCUGCUCCGCCCCCGCUGCCCGUCGAGGGUACCUCUUUUCGGGCAGCGGCCAUCGAGGCCCCUCCGUCGCCGCCCACCUCGUGCGCGGCCGCUAUUGCGACCGUGGCGUCGUCGUGCGGGGAGGCCCCAGGGUCAGGCAUACAGCCUGCGGCACGACGACUGCUGCAAGUGAACCCGGAGCAGGUGCUGCUGCUACCGCCAGGGCCACCACUGCCUCAAGCUCGUGAUGAAGCAGCUGCCGCUUUGUCCGCGCAGGCGCGACUGCUGCAGCUCAGGCCGGAGCUACUGCUGCUGCCACCAAAACAGCAGCCGCCCGCUUCAGAAGUCGCCCCCUGCAGGCCCGAAGUGCACCCAGUGCAGCCCCCAGCACUUCACAUCAAGAUUGAGAAGCAGGAGCCUGGGCUGGGCUUGGAAACGUCGGUGGUGUCUCGGAGAGCAGUGGAGGCGGGAACCGGGUCUUCUAGAGUAGUCAAAGUUGAAGGCCCUGGGCCGGGCCUCGACAGCCACCGAGGGGAAGAGAAAAAAGGCAAUUUGGAGGCGGAGGAGGUUAUGAGGGACGCGGGGAUAGGGGGUGAAGACAAAAGCCUGGCGACCAUCAGAGAAGGAGUCAUCAAAACUGAGGAACCGGAGAGACUUCUCGAGGAUUGCAGGCUCGGAUCGGAGCCCGUGUCCAGUGACUUGAUCCAUGGCAGCAAGGAGGUCAUCCUUACCCAGCCGACCGGUGCCUUUGGGCCACACCAACAAGACCUUAGGAUCCCUCUGACUCUCCAUACUGUCCUCCCUGGAGCCCGGAUCCAAUUUCAGGGGCCUCCACCUUCGGAGUUGAUACGAUUGACCAAGGUCCCCCUGACACCAGUGCCUAUUAAAAUGCAGUCCUUACUGGAGCCUUCUGUAAAAAUUGAAACCAAAGAUGUCCCGCUCACUGUGCUUCCCUCAGAUGCAGGAAUACCAGAUACUCCCUUCAGUAAGGACAGAAACGGUCAUGUGAAGCGACCUAUGAAUGCAUUUAUGGUUUGGGCAAGGAUCCACCGGCCAGCACUAGCCAAAGCUAACCCAGCAGCCAACAAUGCAGAAAUCAGUGUCCAGCUUGGGUUAGAGUGGAACAAACUUAGUGAAGAACAAAAGAAACCCUAUUAUGAUGAAGCACAAAAGAUUAAAGAAAAGCACAGAGAGGAAUUUCCUGGUUGGGUUUAUCAGCCUCGUCCAGGGAAGCGAAAACGUUUCCCUCUUAGUGUUUCCAAUGUAUUUUCUGGUACCACACAGAAUAUCAUCUCUACAAAUCCUACAACAAUUUAUCCUUAUCGUUCACCUACGUACUCUGUGGUUAUUCCCAGCCUACAGAACACCAUCACUAAUCCGGUUGGUGAAGCCCCACCUGCCAUCCAGCUGCCCACAUCUGCAGUCCAGUGCCCAAGCCCCAUCACACUUUUCCAGCCCAGUGUUUCCAGUUCUGCCCAGGUGGCUGUCCAGAAUCAAAGUCUACCCCUUGGUCCAGCGCUCCCACCCCAGCACUUUGCUGGGCCCUCCCAAACGGACACUCAUCGGCUACAUUCUGGAGCCAAUCGUUCUGUGAAGAGACCCACUCCUGUCUCUCUGGAGAGUACCAACAGGAUUCCAACUAGUGCAAGUACUGCCCAUGCUAGAUUUGCAACUUCAACCAUCCAGGCUCCCAAGGAGUAUCCCAGUGUUUCCACUUGCCCCAGAAGUGCUGCAAUCCCCCAGGCUCCUCCCAUUCCACACUCACAUGUCUACCAACCCCCUCCCCUGGGCCAUCCAGCCACACUGUUUGGGACACCACCAAGAUUCUCUUUUCAUCACCCUUACUUCUUACCUGGACCUCACUACUUUCCAUCAAGCACAUGCCCUUAUAGUCGACCUCCCUUUGGCUAUGGGAAUUUUCCAAGUUCAAUGCCAGAAUGCCUUGGUUAUUAUGAAGACAGGUACCAAAAACAUGAGGCUAUGUUUUCAGCUUUAAAUAGAGACUAUCCCUUUAGAGACUACCCAGACGAACGCACACACAGCGAAGACUCUCGGAGUUGUGAGAGCAUGGAUGGGACCACUUACUAUAACAGUCAUAGCCACAGUGGGGAAGAAUACUUAAAUCCCAUGCCUUCACUAGACAUUGGAGCCUUGGAGAAUGUCUUCACAGCCCCGACAUCAACUCCCUCUAGCAUCCAGCAAGUCAAUGUCACUGACAGUGAUGAGGAAGAAGAAGAAAAAGUGCUCAGGAAUUUAUAAUUUUUAAAAAAUAUGCACAGAAAAUAAACAUUUCUUAAAAGAUA
Molecule: messenger RNA, 2363 nt
Organism: Orycteropus afer afer
Lineage: Eukaryota; Metazoa; Chordata; Mammalia; Tubulidentata; Orycteropodidae
Gene: SOX30
Product: SRY-box transcription factor 30
Biological process (GO): regulation of transcription by RNA polymerase II
Cellular component (GO): nucleus
Molecular function (GO): DNA-binding transcription factor activity, RNA polymerase II-specific; sequence-specific double-stranded DNA binding
Source: RefSeq, a predicted model, not a curated record